AUGCAAGCUGGUGCGCCCGGCUACCCACCUGACACCUAUCACAAUGGCGGUCAUCCAAAUUUUCCCAACCCAGGAGGUUACGGCUUCGGAGCGCAACGGAUGCCAGAAGAGCAAAACAUUGGUGCUGGUUGGGUCGGUCUUGCAGCGCCGGGCACAGUGCUCGCACAGGCUCAACCCCGGCACACUCAUGCAGGCUACAACGAGACUCACGAGCGCAUCAUGCGGCGUAGGACCGUCAAGAAGCUGGCACUAGAGAAUGGAAACUUGGUCAUCGAGACGCCUGUUGCGCCAAACAUCUGCAAGCAGAACCAGAGCAAAGAGUUCACGCAUAUGCGCUACACGGCCGCUACGUGCGACCCCGAUCAGUUCAUCGCUCAGCGCUACGCGCUUCGACCAUGGCUGCUGGGCAGAGAGAUCGAGCUCUGCAUCGUGUUGACCUCGUACAACGAAGAUGAGCAACUGCUGGUCAGAACUCUCAACUCUGUGAUCAAGAACAUAGCCUACCUGACCUCACGGACCAAGUCAAAGACCUGGGGCUUGCAAGGCUGGACCAAAGUCGUGGUGAUCUUGGUCGCUGAUGGGCGAAAGAAGGCGGACAAGCGCUUCCUGAAGCUUUUACAGCUGAUGGGUGUCUACCAGGAAGGAGUGAUGGUGGAUCACGUCAACGACAAGCCGACCGUUGCCCACAUCUUCGAGUUGACUUCGCAAGUAAUGGUGUCGGCCAACGGCUCGGUGGAGGUAUCCCAGUGUCCUAUUCAAGUCAUGCUGUGCCUCAAGGAGACCAAUGCCAAAAAGCUCAACUCGCACAGAUGGUUCUUCAAUGCUUUCUGUGCCCAACUCAAACCCAAUGUGUGCAUCCUGCUCGACGUUGGAACCAAACCAGCAGCAAAGUCCCUUUACCACCUUUGGAAGGCUUUCGACAAUCAUCCAAAGUGCGGAGGAGCUUGUGGCGAGAUCACAGUGGAAACGGGUCGCGGCUGCUGGCAGCUGGUCAACCCGCUCGUCGCGGCACAGAACUUUGAGUACAAAAUGUCAAACAUCCUAGACAAGCCGCUCGAGUCGGUGUUUGGGUACAUUACCGUCUUGCCCGGAGCCUUCUCCGCUUAUCGUUACAAGGCGCUGCAGGGGAGACCGUUGGAGGCUUACUUUAAGGGAGAAGCGCUGCAUUCGGGUGCUGUGCAUGGGGGCUCAUUCUUGGGCAACAUGUACCUCGCGGAAGAUCGCAUUCUGUGCUUUGAACUUGUUGCUAAGCGAGGGGAAGGCUGGCUGCUCAAGUACGUCAAGAGCGCUCGGGCCUCUACAGAUGUCCCCGACAAGCUUCCAGCGUUUAUCGGACAGCGUCGAAGAUGGUUGAACGGAAGCCUGUUUGCAGCAAUCUACUCUACUUGGCACUUUGGGAGGAUGUGGACCAGCGGUCAAGGAUUUUUCAGGAAACUCCUCUUGCAGUUCCAGGUCAUCUACUCGCUUGUACAGCUCAUCUUUGCCUUUACCGGCAUUGCCAACUUUUAUUUGGCCAUCUACUUCUUGUUCUCUUCUGCCACGUCCGACGACAAACACGAUCCGUUUGGUGGCCAGGGAGACUCGGUGCUGCAGAUUGUCCUCAAUGCCCUGAUCGCCAUCGUGGUGGUCUGCUUGAUCCUCAGCUUGGGCAAUCGGCCGCAAGGAUCUAACCUGGCUUAUCAUGCUGUCGUCAUACUUUUGGCCCUUCUGAUGGGGGUCGCGCUGUACACUGCUGGCUUUACCAUCUUCAUCGCUGCUGACGCUGCGGGACUUACCCACCUCUCGGGCUGGACUGGUGACAAUAUCCUUCAACUCAUCAAGCUUGACUCCUUCAGAGACAUUGUGAUCUCGCUUGCGAGCACAUAUGUUCUAUGGGUCAUCGCCUCCAUCAUCCACUUUGAGCCUUGGCAUCUCGUCACUUCCUUCGUCCAGUACCUGUUCCUGACCCCUUGCUUUGUCAUUGUUCUGGCAAUCUACUCUAUGGCGAAUACUCACGAUUUGUCGUGGGGUAAUCGACCUGCAGAACCUGCGAAAGACUUGGGUAAAGCUUCUACCACUGGCGGGAAGGAUGGCAAGCCAGGCCAAGUCGAGGUGAAAACGACGACAGCAAACGAUGCUGCAGAGCUGUGGCAAUCCGCUCAGCGAGAAAUGGCAGUACCUCGAGUGGAGGAGAAGGAGCACCGAGCGCCGACACAAAAAGCUGCAGAUGAGGCGGCGACGUUCAGGACGAAUCUGCUUCUCAUCUACAUCCUUGUCAACGCCGUCCUGGUUCUCUUCUUUACAUCCUCGUACUGGAAACGCUUUGUGGGACGCAAACUGCCGGGGUCUUCUGAUCCGUACAUGGCUGCACUCUUUUGGUCCACCGCUGGAUUGAGCGCUCUGCGCGCGACGGGCUCCGUGCUCUACAUCGUCUUCAGGAUAUUUGGACACUGA
Messenger RNA from Ceraceosorus guamensis, 2433 nucleotides. RefSeq lists its product as hypothetical. The record is from RefSeq and is a predicted model, not a curated record. NCBI's taxonomy places the organism in Eukaryota, Fungi, Basidiomycota, Exobasidiomycetes, Ceraceosorales, Ceraceosoraceae. Bases 1 to 2433 code for a protein of 810 amino acids. Gene Ontology annotation, cellular component: cell septum; cell periphery. Gene Ontology annotation, molecular function: chitin synthase activity. The transcript is spliced from 3 exons.